CCCUAGGGGAGACAUGGCGGCAGUGUAGGGGGCGGCUGAAACUGAAGGUAGCAACAGAACGAAAAACUGAGAAGGAAUUUAGGCAGUAAGCGCUGCUGACAGAGACGUUAGGGCCCGUGAGGUCCAUAGAGACUGGUACUUGGAGCCGCUCAAGUUUGCGGUCCUCCCGUCCGCACUGACGUGCUUUGAAGAAGCCGCCUCUCGCCUCCAGAAACUACAAAUCCCGUGAUGCACCGGGCUCGGCUGGCUGGCUGGCUGGAACUCUACGGUCUGGGACUACCCCUCCUAAAACCUGAGAUUUGAUAUCAGGAGAGAACAUAUCACUAAUGAGACUUCAUGAACUACUAUCAUGUCCCAGGUGGGUGGCUGUAGCCAUUAGUCCCAGGGUGUUCUGCCAUGUUGAAGCAAGCUGUGGUUAAGCUUAUUCGGGGGCCUUUGCACCAAGUCUGCUGGACAAAGUGGGGUCGAAGGGAAUUUCGGCUGGAUCAUCUUGUACCUGGGACCCCACUCCACAAAGACAGUGCCCUUUCUGAUAAAAGGAGUAAGCUGCAGAGACAUUUGAAGGAUGGAAAGGAGCUCAGUGAGAAGCAGCUCAUCCAAGCGUCUGCCACCAAUCACUCUGUUGACCAUGGUGUGCCCACUGAUGAGGAAAGCCUGGAUCCACAUCAAUAUUACAAGAUCCGUAGCCAGGCGGUCCAGCAGCUGAAGCUCAACGGAGAUAACCCCUACCCACACACGUUCCAUGUAGACACCUCCCUCACCCACUUUAUCGAGCAGUACAGUUAUUUGCAACCUGGGGACCACCUGACUGAUGUCACCUUGAGAGUGGCAGGUCGUGUUCAUGCAAAACGGUCUGCAGGGAAAAAACUCAUCUUUUAUGAUAUUCGAGGAGAGGGAGUCAAGCUGCAGGUGAAGGCUACAUCCAGGAAUUAUAAAUCAGAAGAAGAAUUUUUUCAUAUAAAUAACAAACUUCGACGGGGAGACAUUAUUGGGGUUCAGGGGAAUCCGGGGAAGACCAAGAAGGGAGAGCUGAGCAUCAUUCCCUAUGAGAUUACACUCCUGUCUCCAUGCCUCCAUAUGUUGCCUCACCUUCAUUAUGGCCUCAAAGACAAGGAGACACGUUAUCGGCAGCGAUACUUGGACUUGAUCCUGAAUGACUUUGUGAGACAGAAGUUCAUCACCCGCUCCAAGAUAAUUACCUACAUAAGGAGCUUCCUAGAUGAGUUGGGUUUCUUGGAGAUUGAAACUCCUAUGAUGAACUUCAUCCCAGGGGGAGCUGUUGCCAAGCCCUUUGUCACCUACCACAAUGAGCUGGACAUGAACUUGUUUAUGCGGAUUGCUCCAGAGCUCUAUCACAAGAUGUUGGUGGUUGGCGGCAUGGACCGGGUUUAUGAAAUUGGACGUCAGUUCAGGAAUGAAGGGAUCGAUCUGACUCACAACCCUGAAUUCACGACCUGUGAGUUCUACAUGGCCUAUGCAGACUACCAGGAUCUCAUGGAGAUCACUGAGAAGCUGGUUUCAGGAAUGGUGAAGAGCAUUACAGGAAGCCACAAGCUCACCUACCACCCAGAGGGCCCAGAGGGCCAGGCCUACGAGAUUGACUUCACCCCCCCCUUCCGGAAGAUCAGCAUAGUGGAAGAGCUGGAGAAGGCCCUUGGCAUGAAGCUUCCCGAGACCAGUCUUUUUGAAACAGAAGAAACUCGUAAGAUUCUUGAUGACAUCUGUGUGGCCAGAGGUGUGGAGUGUCCCCCUCCCCGGACCACAGCAAGGCUUCUUGACAAGCUUGUAGGUGAGUUUCUGGAAGUGACGUGCAUCAACCCUACCUUCAUCUGUGACCACCCACAGAUCAUGAGCCCACUGGCCAAGUGGCAUCGCUCCAAGGAUGGCCUUACUGAGCGCUUUGAGCUCUUUGUGAUGAAGAAGGAAAUAUGCAAUGCCUAUACAGAGCUGAAUGACCCAGUGCGGCAGCGGCAGCUCUUUGAAGAGCAGGCCAAGGCCAAGGCUGCAGGUGAUGAGGAGGCCAUGAUUAUGGACGACAAUUUCUGUACUGCCCUGGAGUAUGGUCUCCCACCAACGGCUGGCUGGGGGAUGGGCAUCGACAGACUCGCUAUGCUUCUUACAGACUCCAGUAAUAUUAAGGAGGUCCUUUUCUUUCCUGCCAUGAAACCAGAAAACAAGAAGAAGAAGCCAGAAGGCCCAUCGAUUGUUCCCUUCAACUAGAGGGUAGCCCAUGUGACUUGACCGUCUUUCCUGACCUUGGAAAGGAAGUCAGGGCCAGAAGGGACCCCAGACCGCCCACUCCCCAGAAAUUGAGCACUUGGGAGGUACCCGCCACAGUGCCAGUACCCGGGGAUACAAGGACAUUUUCCUCCGGGAGAAACUCCACACUCCCACUCUGCGGUCUGAGACGUCACUGAAAUGCUGGGGUGCCCCUGAGAACGGCUCUCUGAGUCUCAUCCACCCAUAAACUCUCUCUGCCUCUUGCUGCCCCACUGCAUGUCCCCCAGUCUUGGAGCGCCUCCGUUCCAGCCGGAUCAGGGCUUUACAGGCACACAUGCUUACUCAGACCCAUGCAGGACCCAGUGCUGGCAGUGAUCAGAAAGUGGCCCUACUGCUUAUAAAGAGCCACGAUGGGGAGUGGAUGCUACCUUUUUGAGAUUCUUUCAAGAAAGCGGAGAACUUCCAACAGGAGAUAGGUCACAGUAGAGAGAUGAUGGGAUUUAGAGCCUAGCUGGGGAUGCCUGAUCUGCUCCUUACAGUGAGGCAGCCUCAGGUAAGGCAUUCUACUCUCUGGGCUUCCCAGUCCUUGAAUGAGAACCGGCAGGAUUGUCCUCAAGCACCUAUUCCAAUGUUGUCUAGAUCAUUUCAACAAAAAGUUCUUGAGCACCACUUUCUUGCCCUGUGCUUGGUGCCAAGGUGGUACAGAAGCCAAGCACAAGGGAAGGAGGUAUAGUCUACUAGGGGACAGAACAGUUUCUGGUAGAGAUGGCCCCUGGGCUGAGCUUGGAAAGAGUCUCAGGAUCUAAGAGGCCGGGUCAGAGGGAGUUCAUCAUAGACUUGGAGAUUCCCUGGGCAAAGACGUGCGGGCAGGUGAUGGAAUGCCAGGUCUGGGGGAACAGACAACAGAAAAGUUUGAUCAACUAGGGUUAGCUACCCAGGAGCAGGAGCGAGGCAUCUCGUUUUAGGUAACAGGGUACAUUCAAACUUUUUUUUCCUCACUGCUGUAUCUGGUAAAUCAGUAGGUGUCAUGACAGGACAACGUUUUAUUCCAUGUUUUAAUAAACUUUGUAUCUGCGA
Messenger RNA from Dromiciops gliroides (monito del monte), 3297 nucleotides. Its product is annotated as lysine--tRNA ligase-like. Gene Ontology annotation, cellular component: mitochondrion; cytoplasm; aminoacyl-tRNA synthetase multienzyme complex. The transcript is spliced from 15 exons. The record is from RefSeq and is a predicted model, not a curated record. Lineage: Eukaryota; Metazoa; Chordata; Mammalia; Microbiotheria; Microbiotheriidae. Bases 397 to 2220 code for a protein of 607 amino acids. Gene Ontology annotation, biological process: basophil activation involved in immune response; lysyl-tRNA aminoacylation; positive regulation of macrophage activation. Gene Ontology annotation, molecular function: ATP binding; lysine-tRNA ligase activity; tRNA binding.